This is a messenger RNA of Plectropomus leopardus (leopard coralgrouper), 769 nucleotides long. RefSeq names its product transmembrane protein 244 (gene tmem244). Lineage: Eukaryota; Metazoa; Chordata; Actinopteri; Perciformes; Serranidae. The record is from RefSeq and is a predicted model, not a curated record.
UUAGACCAGCAGCCAUUCAUGUUGUUGGACUACUGCUGUCGUUGUUUUGGAUUCACGCUCAUAAAACGCCAUGGACCCUUCUCCCUCAAGACUACACCCAGUGAUACCUUGGUUGUCCUGCAGAAUCUGUUGAUAUGCAUGGUGUCCUUCUACUCUCUCUACUACAUCGUGGUCAGUGUCUGCAUCGGACUGCUGAGGGUUCAUGAGAUCAACAGCUUGUUGGCUCCAUUUGACUACACAACACAACCGUCAUGGCAGAACCCCAAAUACCUCGUUGGUGUAAUUUCCACAGAAGUGACCUAUGUUUUGGGAGGGCUGGUGUUCGCCUGGAUUGUAGAGGAGUGGGUUUGGGAUUACGCCAUAACUGUCACACUGCUGCACGUCGCCAUGACUGUAGCAGUGAUGUCAGACUUCCCUUCAGCUGAGCACUGGUGGAUCGCUCUGGGUUCAGGCCUGGUAAUGAUGAUAUUCGGAGGACAGCUCAUGGCCUAUAAACUCUUCAGAAGCAAUUUCGUGUAUCCAGCUGAGCUGCAGAACUUCUAAUGAAGACAAUGAGGAAAGCUUUUAACUGGCUUACUGGUAAAUCUCAGGUCUGGAUGCGUCGCAGUGGAUUCACUUUUCACAGAUUGUAGAGCUACAGUAGGUUCAUGUUGACAUCGAUAUGAGUAACUACAGUAUUUAUAUACUGUAUAUUCUAUAAAGCAACCACGAGAAACACUUCAUCUAACAGAUAACUUUAUUCAUCAGUAAUCAGAUCCCUCCUUGUACA